Molecule: messenger RNA, 2847 nt
Organism: Ahaetulla prasina
Lineage: Eukaryota; Metazoa; Chordata; Lepidosauria; Squamata; Colubridae
Gene: DTHD1
Product: death domain containing 1
Exons: 10
Coding region: 465-2723 (752 amino acids)
Biological process (GO): signal transduction
Molecular function (GO): protein binding
Source: RefSeq, a predicted model, not a curated record
GCUUGGCAUGGUGGCUUCAGGAAUUAAGCACCCACCUGCUACGUCUGGUUGAAGAUCUUGGACGGUCCGAAAAUGAGCUGCUUGGCAAACCAGACGAUGACCAACACAACCCAGAUGGGUCCGUGAAUUCUCCGAGCGAUGGCACCAAGGAGGAAAUAGAUACGCCGUUACACGUCUCUACAUGUCAGCAGCUCCCUUCUCCACCUCCCUCUCCACGUGCAGAAGAAAAUGGAAGCAGGUCUGAGGAAAACCAGUUGGUGGAACUGGAAGAGUUAGUUCCCUUCCAGGAAAAAGAAUCGGAAGAGGAAGGGCCAGUGCUUGUAAACAGUGAAAAUCCCAAUAAAUCGGAAGAACUGAUUCGUCUGGCGCCGAAGAACGUCAGUGAAAAAGAUUCUUACGCAGAGGAUUCAUCCGCUGAGAAAAUCCACGAAAACCUCAUUUGGGGAGAUGGUGGGAAAACGAUCAUGGCGUCCCCAAAUCCAGAAGAGAUGGUUGCAGAACAUCUUCAGAUGAUGUCCGCUCAAGAAACCAAGGCAGAGAUCAAAGGAACCUUGGACGAGACAGAACAUGGGCCUUCCAACCUGGUAAGGAAAUUGGAGACUAUAAAUGGGGAUUUCGAUCCGAAGCCGAGGAAUGAUGGAAUUGGCCAACGCCUGGAAGAAAGUUCUGGAAGAGCAGAAGGUUUGCAGGAAAGCCGCUCUGUUGUCCCGUUGAUUGAGAAGUUGGAGGAAGAGAAGGAUGAAUGCAGCAAAGAUUUUUUCAUGGAAGCGAACGAACUGGGAGAACCUGAACUAUCGUGUAGUGUGACCGCCCCUCGCGGGAUUCUGGAAUAUCUCAGAGUCACCGUUGUCAAUGAUUUAAGUCCCUUCGUUGUGAGUGAGGCAGAAGAACUUGUCAGUGACGUCAUAUCUGUCGAGUGCUCAUUGGUUGACCAACUCAACAUUUCUCCGAUCAGCAUUGCAAUCCCAUUUACUUCCCGUUACAGAGGAAUGUACAAAGACGUGACGGUGAAAGUGAGUGACAUAAACUUCCAGUCCACGUAUUUAACUCCUACCUCUUUGGAAGGACACCAAGGCAACCAGAAGGGGUCAGCCGCCGUGGUGAAAACCUGCCAGUUUGGUAUCUUCUCUGUGGUUUCAUGCUUGAAGAAGGAAACGUGGACCAUUCCGAGGAAAGGACUUUCGCGCAAGCUUAACAUGGAUCCUAGAAUUUCGUUUUGCUAUCCCCCAUCAACGUUCAGCUCUCGAGUCCAAGUGGACCUGAAGGUGCAGCCGAUCGAUCAGUCGACACUUUCGCUAUUGAAAGCAAAACACGAUGAAUAUCAUUCAGUUAUGUCAACCAGCUCUUUGAUCCACCUGGAAUAUUCUUCCUCUCUGCCAUUCAACAGAGCUAUCACUGUGGUUCUACCUUGCCCUCCAAAUCAAGAAAAACGAAGAGAGGGUAUUGAGAUAGAUGCCGGAAGAGCAACGAGUGCUUCUAUCCCCAGAUUUGUGAGCAGUCAUAAUUUCCGAGGUCUGAGUGCCUCGCCAAGAAAACACAGGGAGAACCUGAAGGAACCACUAAAAGUCCUGGGCUACAGAAACAGUGAAGAAGAAUGGAUUCUUCUGGAUGACAUCGCCGUGCGAAAUGCAAGGAAGGGUCUUGUGUCAUUUGACUUAGAUGAACCCUUAGAGAGAUUUAUUAUCAUCCGCUUAUCUUCUGCUAUGGACAACGUACAUCUCGUUCAGUUUAUUCAGAAUCUGGAACACGCCGUCCACAACAUCAUGGUGAAGGUGGUACUUUGGCAGAAUAAAGAAGACCCUUACAAGAUCAUUGUUUUACUGGUUCCAUCUAAAGAAUUAAGCCUGGAGCUGCAGUCUCUACGCGAGGAAGGAUAUUGUGGCCCUCCAGAACCUUCCAAGCCAUUUAAGAUGAGGGAAGGAGAGCAGGUUUACUUUAGAUUCAGUGGCAAUAUUUUUGCUUCAGAUGACGGGAACGCCUAUGGAAAAAAUUACAAGCUUGCUUUUCAUGCUCAAAGAAAACCACGGCUUGCUCUUCAGAUCAAGGAAGUGGAUGAAUUUGGGAACUACAGUUCACCCCAUUAUAAAGGAACGGCCUCAUUUUACAAACUGGCAAAAGACGCUGCCCUCGAUGACAUAGAAUCUCUUCCGCUAGAAGACCAUGAACAAGAUUCCUUCCUGUGCAAACUGGCUCUGACUUUGCCAAAGAAGGAAAAACUGAUCAGCCGCCCACAAAGCACAAAGAGAAUCUCAACAGAUUUAUCAGAGGUCAUGUGGGACAACUUGCUCUACUGGUUGUCGGAAGAGCUGUCGGAAGAGAAUGCCAACUUUCUUGCCCAAUACCUGCCCCUCCACCGAAGCACUCUUCAGUUCAUUAGGCUGAAGUGUCCAGAUAACCUCACCGAGCAAAUCUAUGAGCUUCUGUGUUUCUGGAGACGGAGUCUUCCAAGGUCCGCUGACAAGCUCAAGCUUCUCUCUCACUACCUCUGCAAAAUUGGCCGGAAUGACCUGGCUCAACAUCUCCAGUUCAAGUGGACCAACCAAAACGUCAUGAAGAAAAUUCAUCGCCCGCACUCUCAAACCAAGUGCACGCUGGGAAGCCAGACUCCAUUUCCUUUAGCAUUUGGAAAAGGCAGAAGCACAGAAGAAGCAUCCAUCUUAAUCCAUGGCAUGCGGUCAUCAAAGGACAAACCCACAUCCCACACAGCAGAGCAUCACUGGUGAGGUUUAAAUUGUUUGUAUUUAUUAAUUGUCAUGUUCGGCGGUAACUCAAUACAGCCUAUCUUGUAUUCGGUUCUCACUGUAUGUAUCCCUGUUUUCCCCAGUUUCACCAUACCCUGUUCUUUCA